GUGGUGGGGCUAGCAGGCUCCCUACCUGGCUUCACACUCCCCCCACCCCCCCAGCAGCAGCAGAGUUUGGGUGUGGGAGGUGGCAGAGGGUUGGGGCCCAGCCAAUGGAAGCUGCAAAGCCAGCACCCUGGACGGAGGCAGCGCACAGACUACCUAGCCAUACCUCCGCCUAGCAGCUUACGAGGGAGAUGUCACUGCUUCUAGGGAGCCCCCAGCGCCAUGAGUAGGAAGACUCACCUGGAAAAGAAUGACAACAUCUCCUCCAGGUCUUGCAAACUGGUGGGCUCCAUUUUGCCUGAGAAAGAGUUCCAGAACCAGAUGAGGCCCAGAGAACCAACAUGAGACAUGGUACGAGCAGCUGUGCUGGAACACACAGAUAAACGCGUAGACUCAAGUGCCCACAUGAUCACCACAGCAAGAGUACCUGCUGAUAAGCCAGUCCGAAUUGCCUUCAGUCUAAAUGACUCCCCAGAUGAUACUCCUCCUGAAAACACCUUUCCUUUGGCUUUUCCAGAACUAGAACAGCAACUUCAGCCUCUGCCUCCUUGCCAUGACUCUACGGAAUCUAUGGAGGUGUUCAAACAGCACUGCCAAAUAGCAGAAGAAUAUCAUGAGGUCAAAAAGGAAAUUGCACUGCUGGAAGAAAGAAAAAAGGAGCUGAUUGCCAGACUGGAACAGGCAGAAAAGGAGAGCAUGGAUGCUGCUCAGCUGACUAAGGAAUAUGCAGAACUGACAGAGGAGAAUCGGACAUUGAAACUGGCUCAGACGCAGUGUGCAGAGCAACUGGAAAAGCUUAGAAUACAAUACCAAAAGAGACAGUGCUCUUCAUAACUCUCAACUAGCCAAUAAGAGGCAGUCAAAUCCAGUCUUUGUUUUGUGCUGGCCAAGAGGUUUUAAAAAAAGGUUCUGUUGUAACACUUCACUAGAAAUACAGAAUAUAUAAAAGUCUAUAUUUGAUUUAAUGCUUGCCAGCCGGUAGCUUAAUAUAAUGGAUAUUUUAUUUCAAGUAACAUAAUUGAAGCUAAUCUAGCCCCAUUGUAUGUUCUAGUAGAUCAGAUUUCUUUUCUAAAGAUAUUUCUUCCAAUUUAAGAAGAUAUGGACACACUAGAAACUGAUAUAAAUAGUCUCUAUGUUGGGAGUUGGACCAUACUAAGUCGUACAGCAGGGGCAGUUUUAAUAUAUGGAACACUGGAACACACUCAUGUGCUUCUAUUUUAGUUUAGUUUCCUUUUUCGUUUUUAUUUUUGUCAUGCCUAAAAUGUUUGGAAAUUGUCCUAAAUCUAAUCGGGCUAUGGCUCAAGAUUAUGUUCCAAGUAUCUGGCAUGUUGAUAAUGUCAACUUUAGGUUGUUUUAUAAAUUCUCAUUUUUUAAAAAAAGUACUUUCAUUAAAAUAGCACUAACUGAUCAUGUUAAUCAAAGAAUUAUAUUGCCAGUAAUCAUUUUCAAGUUAUUAAAUUGUGAAGAAACAGAUAAGAAAGUUUUCUUUCCACUGCCAUAUACUUGGCUAGAAAUUCUUUUCUUUUUAAAAUUCAUUUGUACUUUUUGGCAUGCAAGAAAUGGAAAAGUAAUGUAUGGACACUACAGUGGUGAAUAAAUAAGAAUUUAUGGUUGCUAAUGGAGAAUACUUCAGUAAAAGUACCAUAUAUUUUGUUUUUAUUUUGUAGGCUGUUUUGGAACAGAAAUGACUGAGGGUAGAUACUAAGCAGUUCAGUGAUAUAUGAAUAACUGAGAGUUAAAAUGUCUGUUUUUCCUUGCUCUACUUAUCACUGUAUUUUCCUAAAUCAAUUGAAAAUCCUUUGUUAUACUUCCAUUUCUAUUCAUACAGUAUUUUUUUCAUUAAAAGUGGAUA
Malaclemys terrapin pileata is the source of this 1849-nucleotide messenger RNA. RefSeq names its product MAP3K7 C-terminal like (gene MAP3K7CL). The transcript is spliced from 6 exons. Lineage: Eukaryota; Metazoa; Chordata; Testudines; Emydidae. Gene Ontology annotation, cellular component: nucleus; cytosol. The record is from RefSeq and is a predicted model, not a curated record. The coding region runs from base 346 to 831 and encodes 161 amino acids.